GAAUGUGGAUUUGCUCUAUUAGGAUUGUAAUUUGUUGUUCAUUUUUUAAGUACAAGAGCAAUGUGAAUCGUAGAAACAUUUAAUUGUUUGUCUUAUUAUGCUGUUACAAAACUGCAAAAGUCUUUCGUAAUAUUUUACGUAAGAUACUGCGUAAUGACAGUUCCAGCGUUAUUUUACAAGCAUGAGGCGCAUUCUCAGUUGCAGUGUGUUGAAGAAUAUAAUACGAAGUCAUCUUCACUGUCAUUCUUUUUUGACUGUUUGUCCUCGAAAGAGAUUUCAACGACCCCAUUGCACAAAAUCGUCAAGCACUACAACAGCUAUGGAUCUCAGUGACAUGCGGAAAAAAUACAAAGGAGACGAUGAGUGCUUUGAGGAGGACCAGCUAGCAUCACUGGACCCUAUCAAGCAGUUUGGGGAUUGGUUCGAUCAAGCCACAAAGUGUCCUGAAGUUCUAGAAGCCAAUGCAAUGUGUAUUGCCACAGCUAAUAAAGAUGGACGCCCUUCAGCCCGUAUGGUCUUGCUAAAAGGAUACAGCCAUGAAGGAUUCCGGUUUUUUUCUAACUAUGAAAGCCGAAAAGGUGGAGAGCUGGAGAGCAACCCUUAUGCUUGUCUGGUCUUCUACUGGGAGCCUCUAAACAGACAGAUCCGUAUUGAGGGCAAGGUGGAGCGAAUCCCCUACCAGAGUUCCUGUGACUACUUCCACUCCCGUCCCAAGAGCAGCCAGAUCGGGGCAGUUGUAAGCAGGCAGAGCACGGUGGUGCCUGAUAGAAAUUACCUGAGACAGAAAAAUUCUGAACUAGAGGAAAAGUACAAGGAUACAGAAGUCCCUAUGCCUGAUUAUUGGGGCGGCUACAUUGUCAAGCCCGACUUGAUGGAGUUCUGGCAGGGUCAGACCAACAGACUACAUGAUCGCAUCGUCUUUACACAGCCCAAAAAUGGAGAGGCUGACCUGAAGGAGUUCCAGCAUCCAGCAGAGGGAGGCUGGGUGUACCAGCGGCUGUCCCCCUGAGAGGGGCCGCUGCAUCGGGGAGUUUGGAUGGAGGAGCAGGCUGGAGAUUGGGCCUGGCAUAGUUCCACUUGACUGAGAAUCAUCAAACUGUCACUUUCAUUGUCAUCACCUUAACAGUAACGGCGUGUGUGUUGAUGAUUGACAAGAUGUUUAAGGAUGUCUAUAUAAACAAACCAUGUGUAAAUGUUAAAAGGAUGCUUGUUCAAUCAAAUUAAUGGCAGAGCUUACGUUUGGAAGCAAAUCAGUGACAUAAUGUUUUGAAUUGAUAAAAUUCGACCAGAAAUAUGAAUUUAUUUCAAAGAGGUGAAUUAAAAAACAACAAAUUCGGUGGUGUUUAAAUUUCUAUAUUAAGUAUUCAAUGCCUUUUUAAAAUUCAAAACAUGUCACUGAUUUGCUUCCAUACUUAUGUUAGUUCAGGGUAGGAUGACAUGUGGCUUGACUGAAGUAACAACUUGCUGUUCAGUACUUACUUUUGAUGCAAGGUUGUAGAAAUUGGAAAAUGCUGUGUUGUAUACUUGACUUGUAGUGCAAAGUCUCUCUGGCAGGAUGUUGGGUAAUGAUUGACAGCUCACCGGUUAUUCACUGAUUAAGCAUUUCCGACAACCUCCAGGAACUUUGCUGUGAUACUUGAUGAAAAGUACAUUGUCUGGCGAGUUAAGUCCCCUAUUUUAACAUUGGUAUUUGUUAUAGAAAUGAAGGAGGAGUGCAUUUCUAGCUGCUACUGUGUUGUUUCAGUCUUAGAUAUAUCUAAGGACCCAGCGGCCUGGAUAUGGAUAAAACGUAAUGUUUGUGCCAAGUUUAUCCUGUUUGUGUGUGGUGUGAAUGCUUUUGUUUAGUCUACUAUGUGAUUAUUGUGUAAGAAUAAUUCUUAUUUUUCUCGACUGUGUUAAACUAUACAAAUAUAAAAUUAAAUUUGUUACCAAAGG
This is a messenger RNA of Osmerus eperlanus (European smelt), 1935 nucleotides long. It is a transcript of the gene pnpo, whose product is annotated as pyridoxamine 5'-phosphate oxidase. Gene Ontology annotation, molecular function: FMN binding; pyridoxamine phosphate oxidase activity. NCBI's taxonomy places the organism in Eukaryota, Metazoa, Chordata, Actinopteri, Osmeriformes, Osmeridae. Gene Ontology annotation, biological process: pyridoxal 5'-phosphate biosynthetic process; pyridoxine biosynthetic process. The transcript is spliced from 7 exons. The record is from RefSeq and is a predicted model, not a curated record. Bases 182 to 1009 code for a protein of 275 amino acids.